Podospora pseudocomata is the source of this 3016-nucleotide messenger RNA. RefSeq lists its product as uncharacterized. Lineage: Eukaryota; Fungi; Ascomycota; Sordariomycetes; Sordariales; Podosporaceae. The transcript has 4 exons. Gene Ontology annotation, molecular function: basic amino acid transmembrane transporter activity. Bases 760 to 2586 code for a protein of 608 amino acids. The record is from RefSeq and is a predicted model, not a curated record. Gene Ontology annotation, cellular component: fungal-type vacuole membrane. Gene Ontology annotation, biological process: basic amino acid transport; transmembrane transport.
ACAGUUGCUUCUUCACCGUCAUCGACUGACGGAUUUCUGGAUCCAGCCGAGACACCUCAGUCGAGCCCUGUUAUUUUUCGUCAUUUGCGAUGAAAGAGGAAAGGGACCGACUGGCACGCAAUCCCAUGUCCCAAAAUAUGGUUGCUCCGAAAGAAACCGGGAUAAGGUGGGUCACAUUUAUCAGGACAAUGGACAACGGAAGGCACGACGAGGAGGGGUUGGCGGUGAGGUGGCGCUCUCUGCCUGCCUGCCUGCUGAAGAGGAAUGAGAUGGAAGGAACGGCCCCGGCAGAAAGCCCCGUGUCCACAUGUUGUUAGAUUCCAGAGGGAAAGAGAUAGAUAGCCUAUUUUGUUAUCGGUGGGGUGAGUGAGAUCAGGGCGAUUUGAUUUGCAAUCGGGCCCAUCACACACGGGUGGCAACCUUGUAGGGAUAUCGCCGAGAGUGUCGAUUGCCAUUGUGUUCUUUGCUGGCUUGGGGCUCUCCUGGGGGCCCGUUUGCUGGGUGUGUUCACCCUUCCAUCUAUCUGAUUCCUUCCAGUCUCAGUUGCACCAGACACAACCUCAAUCUCAAUCACGAAGUUUCUGUUCCACUCCCAGUGUCUUGAUUUUGGUCCGACACCGCAUUCUCUUAAAGCAACGCCCGCCCAAAGUCGCUGGAAAGCCAUCUGCAAGCGGGCUCUAUUUCGGCAUUUGUCCUCCCUCACCUCCUGCGUCCUUGUUGACGACUGACCACCCCCCCUCGCGUCUCCACUUCGCCAAGAUGGUCGAUAGGAUAGAGGACGAAGAAAUUCGAGAUGAUGUCGGAGAGAGGACCUCUCUGUUGCGCCAGCCUACCCUGAACCUUUCUCCAGAAACGCUGAAUGCCGCUGCAAACGAGGAACAGGAUGGUUUGGCUGCUUCAGAUGGGGACCUCUCUCCGACUUCCACAGUAGGAUCACAGCAGAGCUGGGACAACGGGCAAUGGAAGAAGAAUUUGGUGCUUCUGCUUGGCGUCUUUCUCGUCAAUUCCGAUAGUGCCAUCUUGAUGGCCAUGUUUCGAGACAUUGCAUCCGAAUUUGAACAACUAAGUUCGGCGAGUUGGAUCAUCAACGCAUACAUCAUUGGCAUCAUUGCUGCGCAGCCUUUGUACGGAAAGCUGAGUGAUAUCUAUGGACGGAAACCACUUCUCUUGUUUGCAUACAUCUGCUACUGCGUAGGUGCAACGAUAGCAGGCGCUGGCUUCUCGUUUUGGGGUCUAUUGCUGGGAAGGUCUCUUUGCGGAAUUGGCAAUGCCGGCAUUACAGUGCUCAUCUCAACCCUCAUCGUUGACCUGGUGCCCAUGCGCGAGGUUGCGGUUUGGCGAGGCUACGUUUAUGCCAUCAACCAGAUCGGCAGAGCUUUGGGUCCUUCCCUUGGCGGCAUCAUCUCUGAUAGCACAAACUGGCGAUGGGCUCUUCUGUACCACGUACCUCUCAACCUCACAGGGCUCAUCUUUAUUUGGGCAAAGAUGUCGUUCCCCAAGCCAACUGCUCCAGACACAAAGGCAGUUGGGCGGAAUCCGACAACCACCAAGGAGACUGCCUACGCCAAGUUCAAACGGAUUGAUCUCUCAGGAUCAACCAGUUUGGCCAUCGCCAAUGUGUCUUUGCUCCUAUUUCUUGACCAAAUCGAAAAGGGCCCUGAAAACCUGGUCCACAACGCCAUGGCCAUGGUGCCAAUGUCGACUUGGUUGGGAUUCUUGGUAGUCUUUCUCUUGGUGGAAGCCUUUUGGUCAAGAGAACCAAUCUUCCCUCUGAGGCUGCUGCGGAAGCGGAAUGUUGUAUCAGCCUACGCGAUCCAGUUCGUUUUUACAGCUGCUCAAGUAGCGCUUUACACAUCCAUCCCGCUCUACUUCCGCGUGACAAUGAGCGACACCAACACCACGUCCUCCCUCCGACUGCUUGUCGUGACAUUGGGCACCGUUGCUGGAAGUCUCAUCAGCGGCUAUGUCAUUAAACGGACCGGACUGUACCGUCUCAUCACCAACAUUGCGGCUAUCCUGUCUAACCUCAGCUUUCUGGCCAUCUUUUUGAGAUGGCGGGGGGUGACACACUGGGGGGAGACUUUCUAUGGGUUCCCCAUUGGUGUUAGCUUUGGUGUCUCCCUGUCGGCAGCGUUCAUUGCGCUCACAUCAGGGCUUGAGUCAAGCCAGGUAGCGGUGGCUACUUCCGGGUUCUACCUCAGCAUGAACAUCGGGAGCCUGCUGGGUGUCAGCACUGCUUCCCUUCUCAUUGCCUCUUUUGUGGAAAGCACCCUGAGAGACAAGUUGCCUGACCUGCCAGACAAGGAGCAGAUCAUCAGAGAUGUGCUCUCCAACUUUGACGCCAUUGAUGGGUUGCCAGAGAAGAUUGCGGAUAUUGUGCUCAAGGCCUAUGAGAGGAGCUUUGUUAAUGUUUGGUUAUUCUGCGUGGUGUUUGGUGUCAUGGGGCUGAUCGCCAGCUUUGUGAUGAGGGAGGGGCAGCUUCAUCAGUCGCCGGGUGCGUCCAAACCCAAGAGACCAGAACGGAGUCGAAGUCAUCAAGGCUAUGGUGCUGUCUCGGAGUCGGAUAGUGAGGGCGAUAACGCGUGAUGGAUCAUUUCUGCAAAGUUGAUGUAUUGUAAGACAAGUUGGAUCUGGUGGUUUACUGAGGAGUUUGGACAUGGAAAAGAGGGUUUGGGUUGGGGAUAAUGGUAAUGUCAGGAUUAGCUGCGUUGGUAUGGAUGGGAUCUGGUCGAAUCUCCCUUUGACCUGAAGGUAGUCCUGUUUUCUUGACACAUCAAUUUUGCUUGAUCUGAGAGCUCACAUUGCUUAUUGAAGCUGCUAAUGCACCAUGGUUCAAGGGUCCAACUUUGCUGCUGUGGGAGGUCGGACGGGAGAGAGUGCGUUAUUCGACCACCGCAGGAAUGGGUUUCAAAGAUCUGGGAGACAUCGCACAGCAUUCCAGGGACGGUAUAGGAAGGGGGGUUCCUGGAAGGCGGUCAAGGUGAAACAUUUGGUCGUCAUUCAGAACAGUGAUCCA